Molecule: messenger RNA, 813 nt
Organism: Plasmodium gonderi
Lineage: Eukaryota; Apicomplexa; Aconoidasida; Haemosporida; Plasmodiidae
Product: hsp70 interacting protein
Exons: 1
Coding region: 1-813 (270 amino acids)
Molecular function (GO): protein binding
Source: RefSeq, a predicted model, not a curated record
AUGUAUGUCAAAGUACUAGGAAGGCUACUAAAGAAGGAUAGGUUUUUUUAUGAUAAAACGUUCUGUUUUGUUAUUAUUCGAAAAUUUUCAAGUGAAGAAAAAAAGAUUUGGUAUAGUGGACCCAAAGAUACUUAUAUAAAUUCUGGUUUCGAAUUAAGAAAUGAAGACACUGAAAAACUGAUUGAAUUAAUAAAAGAAAGCUUAAAACUAAAACUAAUGACUUGUUCAUAUUGUUCAGAAGAUAUAGCAAAGCACUAUUUAGAGCUAGCCAUAAUGGAACAUAAGAAUUUAUUAUUAAAUGAUUCCCAAAAUCAUUAUUUAAAAAGUUAUGAAAUAUAUAAAAAAAUACAUGGAGAACUAAGUGUCAUGUGUGCAAAUAUAGAAACAUACUUGGGUGUUUUAUAUAAAGAUCUAGGGGAUUUAAAAAAAUCAGAAGAAUUCUUACAAUUAUCUUUAGCUAAUAAAAAACUAAUAAUUAAAAAUAACAAUUAUAUAAUUAUUGACACACUUAAUAACCUUGGUUCAUUAUAUCAAUAUAAGAAAGAAUACACAACUUCUGUUGAAUAUUUUGAGGAGUGUAUAAGGACAUUAAUUUCUUCACCAAUCGAAUUAAAUAAAAAUGAACAAAUAGCUUUGUGUUAUUACAACCUCUCAUUUUCCUACUUAGCUUUAAAUGAUCCACAUUCUGCUAUAACAUGCUUAAUUCGAUCUCAUUCAGUUGCUCAAAGCGUAUUUGGCCCGGAUCACAGUUUGACACGUAGAAUUCAAAAUCUUUACGAUCGCUUAGUGAGGGACGUUAGUGCAACCAAGUGA